Molecule: messenger RNA, 516 nt
Organism: Hordeum vulgare subsp. vulgare (domesticated barley)
Lineage: Eukaryota; Viridiplantae; Streptophyta; Magnoliopsida; Poales; Poaceae
Exons: 3
Coding region: 1-516 (171 amino acids)
Cellular component (GO): chloroplast stroma
Source: RefSeq, a predicted model, not a curated record
AUGGCAUCCACCACCUCCUCCCCCCUCAGCGCCAUCCUCCAGCGCUUCCCGCUACUGGCGCCCCGCCCAGCCUCCCGCCGGCCCCCCACCACCCGCCGCGCCGUCGCCAACAAGAUCUCCUGCAUCGGAUGGGACCCGGAGGGCAUCCUGGCGUCGCCGCAGCUGGGCCACAUCGCGCGGUUCGAGUUCCGGCACCGCCUCGACAGCGCCGCCGACGCACGCGCUACCUUCGACCUCCAGGUCAAGGAGGAGCAGGAGCGCCGCCGCAAGGAGCGCGAGGCGCGGGUGAUACCUGAGCCGGACAUCGGGCUGGUGGAGUUCUUCCUGGACACAGACGCGCGGGAGAUCGAGAUCGAGAUCGGCAGGCUCCGCCCCAGGCUCAACAAGGCCUUCUUCGAACACAUCCAGCGGGAGGUCGCGCAGAUCAAGUUCGUCGUCACUAGGACAACGGUGUGCACCAACUUGAGCUCCCUGCUUCCUCUGCUCUGUGUGUCAAAACUUCUUCCCACUAAUUGA